This is a messenger RNA of Spodoptera exigua (beet armyworm), 3508 nucleotides long. The record is from the annotation of a GenBank genome assembly. NCBI's taxonomy places the organism in Eukaryota, Metazoa, Arthropoda, Insecta, Lepidoptera, Noctuidae.
GCCCGCCCAGCUGCGCACGCGCUCCGUCACGUCACAACGCUACAGAAUUCACUCGAGUUGGAUCCACUUUACGCGCCACCUAAUGGAAGAAAGCUGAUGUUUUGGCAACAUGUCUUUUCGAAACUAUUAUGAUACGCCAUCAUACGGCCGGAGCCGAGAUACCGGCCGGAGUUCCACAAGCACCGCCGCGGAACGACCGACAACAGUCACAGCGAAAUACCUCAACACAACGCCUUCUUAUAAGUCAUCGAGCAUCCCCAUAUUGUGCCCGGAACGAUCAGCUAAAGAAGAAACACCAAUAUCAGCUAUAGCUAACCGAUACGCAAACUAUGGUAAAUCAGAAAAACAACCCACCAAAUAUGAUGCCUACAACACGAGUAAGACGGAAAAGCCCACAACAAAAUAUGAAGCCUAUAGUAGUACCAACAAGACGGAUAAACCGACAAUGAAAUAUGACACCUAUAGUACCAGUAAAACAGAAAAACCAUUAUCUAAAUAUGAUACGUACAAUUCAACAAAAACUGAGAAACCUGCUUCCAAAUAUGACACGUAUGGUACAAGUAAAACAAAAGAACCGACGUCUAAAUAUGAGAAAAAAGAUUAUUCCAAACUUACAGUUCCAUCGAUAAGCACCAACAAAAGUAGAGACGUAAGUCCUGUUUCGACAUCGAAAUACAGUCUGACCCGACCUUCUCGGCACUUGAGCCCAGAACGGAGAACAACGAAAACUUACAAAGAUAAAAGCCGAGAUCCCAGUCCUGGGGAUCACGACAAAGACAUUCCAAGUAAGACUGACAAGUCUACAGGCUAUAACAGCCUGUCGAGUUACAAGUUAUACCCUCGAACUUCAAAUUACACACGACCUGCUUCAAGGGCAGAAGUUAAACCAGAAAUCACUGUAAACAGAUAUGCUAUAUCAAAUAGACUUUCCACAAACUAUUUAAGAAGUCCACCAACAGUAAAACGUACUUCCGUUUCUCCAGUAAAUCACACAGAGUCGGUUAAAAAUGAGUCAGAAAAGAGUACGCCGCAGCAACCUAUAGUAGAAGAAAUAAAAUCACAAAACGAGCCCGUAAAUGAAAAUAAUGAAGUUUUAAAUUGCAAAGAGGUAGAACCCGAAUAUAACGAAAAUGAGACUGAAACAGUUACUAUAGUAACACGUCAUACAUCACCUACUCCACCUGGUUCCUCAGCAUAUGUCCGAAGUCGACGAGCAGACAUGGCUAAAACCAUUGAAAAAUCAAUAACGAGACGUAAAAAGAGGCCUGAGAUGGUUGAUAAGGAAAUUCAAUCAGAUAGAUUAGACGAUCCUACACGUUCAAGUAGAUUUGGUAGCACAGCAAGAACAAGUGUUACUAACUGGUCCUAUUACACACCAAACUCCAGUAGCUAUACGGGAUAUGCUGGUAGAUACUCUACACAAUAUUCGAAUCUGAGAGAGAGUUCUGGCAGCAAUUCCUAUUCCGCUAGUGAACGAACUGGUCGAAGUCAAAGUACAGAGCCAGAUAAAAGAGAAAAUUCUAACUGCAAUUCUUUUACCGAGUAUAACAACAUCGAUACUAACAUGAGUAAUCAUAUAGCUGACAAUGAUCAAGAGGUUUUAUCGGUUUAUGCUUCUGAACAAAACAAAGGUGAUGAUACGUCAGAGAUUAUAAUUAAUGUAAAUCUUAAAUUGAAAAGAGCGAAAAGCCCAAUAGCUUCCACCGAAUUAGUAUCACCUGAAAUCACGAUCACAAAUAGUCAAUUACCACCACAAGCACCUAAACCAGAUGGAACUACAAAGACAAAAAAAAUUAAAGUAAAGAAAACUAGUACCGACUCAUCAUCAGAUUCGGGCGGCAAAAAGAAAAUAAUUAAGAGAAGAAGUAAAUCAGUGAGUUCUACCGAUUCAGACCAAGGAAGUGAAGUUAGUGACAAAGGUUCACCCCCUAAGAGCUUGCACAAGAAUUCGUCGAGUAGUAACUUACAAAAUGGACCUUCCAAAUUGAAACAUUCCAAAUCAAGAGAAAGUGCUAGUCCUGAAUCGAGUAUAACGUUAUCAACACAGUCAUCAAUUAGUGAAGAUGAAACUGUAUCAAAGUCCAAAACGAAUGAGUUAUCGAGAACUUCUGCAGAUGAGUUAUCAAUACCGACUGAUCGAUCGGGUAAACAACCAUCACCUACUUCUCCUCCAAGGAAUGAAACCGGUACGGAAGAAGCUAAAUCGUUCUUAAUACGAGCACUGGCGCCUGUUACGAAUUUAUUUAAAAUGAGACAUCAAGAAAGCAGUGAUAAUAGUCGUUGGUUAGAAAAUUCUACUUCAGAAUCAACUGGGAAAGAUGUAUCUAAUCUUACCACUGAAAGUGACAGAUCAAGUAAAAGUAAAAAUGAUACAAAUAAUAUAAUUGCAUCUAAUGACGACAAUUUAGUUAAACUAAAAGCAAUACGGCCUAUUGAAUCCGGGGAAAGAGCUUGGUGGUUAGAUUCUGAAUCGGAAAAGAAAAACAGUUUACAAAAUAGCGAAAGCCAAAGAUCUCCUUCAGAGAUAAACCUUCCUAGAAAAAUAACACACGUUGAAUCUGGGGAAAAGGCCUGGUGGCUUGAUUCUAACAGUGAAAGUAAACAUGAUAACCAAGCACCUCGUAUUAAUACAUCAGAUAGUUCUGAUUCAAACAAAAUUAUCAAGAAAUGUAAAUUUGUUGAUGAUGAAAAACCAUGGUGGUUGGAUAGCUGUGCUAAUAUUCCUGAGGGUAUUGAACGACUAAGUCCUCCAAGAAAAUCAUCAAGUGAUAGCGAGAAAAGUGAAAAAUUUAACUUUUUCAAAGUUCGUCAUAUAGAGUCUGGGGAUCAAAAGGACUGGUGGGUCACUAGUAAUGAAAAUUCGACGAAUGGUAGUAAACCUGACCAAAACGUAAUGCUGAGUAAAUCUGGUUCAGAACGCAGCUUUCCAUUAAGGCGGAUACGACAUAUAGAAUCUGGAGAGAGGCCUUGGUGGCUGGGUAGCAAUAAGAACAUUCCAGAAGGCAUUGAAAAGUUGCCUACUCCUCCACCACCCGAUGAAAGCGACUCAUCCGAUUCUGAAGUCCAAGUUUAUGUUCCACCUGCACAUAUACCUCCAUUCCCACUUCAUUUACCAGACGAUGAGCCAUUAGGAGCUAGAAGAAGCCCUGAAGGCUUAGAAACACCAAAAGAAAAUGAGGACUACCGAGGACGCACGUCUCCUUACGAAAAUAAUCGUCAAUUUAGAAGACCUUCAAACUCUUUCCAGAAAGGUGUAAAUAAAUAUAUCUCACGUUAUACAGAUAUAGAUGAUAUCCUUGGGACUUCUGGUCAAAUAUACAGUCCAUUUAUGGAUUCAAUACUAGCUAGGAGAACCGGACAGCUUCCAUUUGACGACGACGCGUGUGAAGAAAUAGAUCCAACGCAAGUCAGAAUCCAUGAUAGUACGGCGCAGCGACCUGUUAUUAAGAAGAUUCGUUCCAGAAGCAAUAUCAUCGAUUAUCGAGAGGAGGACCAAGUUGAAGAUUGA